This is a messenger RNA of Oikopleura dioica, 1953 nucleotides long. The record is from the annotation of a GenBank genome assembly. Lineage: Eukaryota; Metazoa; Chordata; Appendicularia; Copelata; Oikopleuridae.
AUGUCUCAAAAGGAAAGUCGGCUCGCAAGCGUAGAAGACCUCCUUAACGGAACAGUAAGAAGCCCAAUCCAGUUGUCGCUUUUCAAGGAAACACUGGCCCGGGCAAUACUCAAAAAGCCGCAACAGCGAUGCAAUGACGUGAACGAAGAAUGGCUCAGCCCCUUCUGUGAAGCAGUGAACACUGUAAUACGAGCCUCCGAAUAUUGGCUUGCGGCGCAAACAACGGCAACAAGAAUGCGAAUUGCAGGAAUGCACCAUCAUCAGUUAGCCCGCAGAAACUUAGGGUCAACCGAAGACUUAGUAUACUUCAUUGCCUUUCGAAACAUCCAACGAUGGCUACAGAUUGCGGACCAAGGCUAUGACUACUGGUUGAUUCUCGAAAUCUGGGGAUUCUCUUUCAACGAACCCGAAGUGGCGCGAUGCUUCUACCUGGAUGUUCAGGGCUGGACACCGACUCUUCCAUCAAUCAUUCAAUAUGGCUACCAAUGCGCGGCAAAAACGUCACCAAUGGGAGACUUCCGACAAACGCAUAAAACAACCAUGACAAAACUUAUCAAAUCAACCAAACAACAAGCUGACUUGUGCAAAGGAGGAACUAUCCUCCUGGUCACCAGCACCGAUCUCAGCGGGGCACUCGCUGCGGCGGUAAAAACCGCAAAGAUCGAAGGCAGCUUCCUACUGGCAACAUACGAGGAGUCAAUCUUUGCCCAGAAAUUCGCUAACAGCGCAUUACAAUGGGCAAAGAUGAAACAAGCUGCAGAGGAGAUAUUGGGAGAAAGCCCAAACACUCUGAUCUAUUUGGACGACUCCCUGGCCCAGCGGCACGGAACCCAAAUCCCAAGUUCUUCAAAAACUGAACCUGUGCAACAAGUAAAAAGAGAGCCGGGAAAAGGCGAGAGUAUCACAGAAGGAGGUCUGGAGGCGAAACCAGACGUACCGAACGAGCAAGAGACUGAACAAGUCAAAGAGCUCAGGCGACAGAUUGAGCGGCUUCGCUUAGAAAAUAGCUUGAAGACCGAGAAUCUAUCAAAAGCGCUAAGUAAGGUGGGGGCCAUAGAAGAGGAACGGAAGGCAAACUGCGAAAUGCUUAACCGAUACGACGAGAUACACAAAGAAAUGAUCGCAAAAAUGGAUAACGCAUCGGAAAUCCUCGACAAGGCCAACCAUCUUUUUGGUAAUCGUAAGCGAGAUCACGACAGUAACACCUCAGAAACAGACUCCGAGGAAGAAGAUUGGGACGAACAAAGAGAGAAAGAAGCAGAGGAGCGAAAUGCAAGGAAAAGAACGAGCGAACAACGUCAAAAGAAGAGAGGCCGAGAAGAGAAUCCCAGUCCCUCUCGGAGGGAAAGCUCAACAGAGACAACAAGAAAAGAAAAACUGAGCGAGAAAAAGAAGCCAAAGAAGGAUGGAGUGGUCCGAUUCGUUGGAAACCCACAGAAAUUCCAAUUGAAAAAUUGGAAGACGGAAGAGAAUAUCACCUAUUGGGAGCACCUUACAAGGAAUAAAAUUGCUCUCAACAACGCAAAGCAGAGCGGGUUAACAGACAAGCUUGUCUACAACAUGGAAGGGGACAAAAGAACGAACACCCAAGAAAACCAAGCAUGGUCCAACAAGGGGAAAGGGAUAUCCGAAGCACCCAAGGUUAGCUGGAAGGAGAAAACAAGUGAUGAAUGGAACAGGGGACCCGCCACCCGGCCGAACGCAAAUCGACCCCCAUGGAACCGACAAGAGCGCUUCAGUCGGGGACGAGAACCUUAUCCCCGAAGAACUGGACCACGUGAACCCUUAUGUUUCAACUGCAAUGGGCGAGGCCAUAUGUGGCGCCAAUGCAGCAAACCACUCAAAGACCGAUUCGUGCGGGCACAAGCACAAGACAAAGCACGAGAGACGCGGGCGCGAGAGACAAAGACUCCGCCCGGGACAACAACUGCUAAGCCAAAAACCUCGGGCUAA